Messenger RNA from Xiphophorus hellerii (green swordtail), 4441 nucleotides. RefSeq names its product germ cell associated 1 (gene gsg1). Bases 2213 to 3394 code for a protein of 393 amino acids. NCBI's taxonomy places the organism in Eukaryota, Metazoa, Chordata, Actinopteri, Cyprinodontiformes, Poeciliidae. The record is from RefSeq and is a predicted model, not a curated record. Gene Ontology annotation, cellular component: plasma membrane. The transcript has 5 exons.
CAAAAUUUUGGUCUGUACUAUAUAUACAGUAUAUAUAUAUAUAUUUUCUUUUCUUGAAAAUUUCAUAGAUUAAUCUCGAAACAUCUUGAGAUUUGUGGCAGAAAUUUACUGUUAGCCUGGAAUAUUAAAAUGUAACAAAAAAAAGUAUAAAACAGAAACUUGUGUGGGGGACAAACUCUAUUUAAAGGAGCGGUACAUACAUAGAGCUCAGUGCUUUGCACCUAUCAGGUCUUAAUAAAUGAAUUUCGUAUGAAUGCUGUUUGUCAGUAUCCCGACUAAGACUCCAAAGGUCCUACUGCUCAUCAAUAUACAGUUUCUCUCUCCAAAUUUAAAGUUGUGUGUGUGUGUAUAUGUAGCUUUGGUCAGUGUGUCAAGGUUAAAUUAAACCGACAUUGCUUGUGCAGGCUGAAAAGGCUUGGCUGGAGAUUGGGGGAUGGAAGGGAGGAAGGGAAUGAAAAGGAUCAAGAUGAGUCUAGGAAUGAAAUUGAAACAGAUGGACCUGAGCUGUCUGUUUUGGAUUUAUUUAUACGGCUGGAUUAAAGGCGCGCGCGUGUGUGUGUGUGUGAUUGAGAGAUACGCUCCUGCUUGUGUCGGAGUGACAGUCACACCCCCCCGUAGAGGUCAACGUGGUGACCAAAAUCCUCCCCUCAUCAGUGGAGCGGAGUGGGAGUGGGGAGCUGUCACUUCUUUUCCACUUUUUCUCUCCAAGAGGAGGCUGAGGGAAGACGCACAGCAGGUAAGAAUCCUUCCUUUGUCUCCAACACACAGUUUGGCUCGGAUGUGUCGCGUCCGUCCCCUGGAUGGUUUCCAUGGCGAUGCCAGAUUUCCUCUCCAGUUGAUAUAAUACGUCUUCAUUGGGGCUGUGUGAGUUCCUGUCUGUCUGCAAAAGUUGGCAACGAUUGGCGUAUUGAAAAAUUCAUUCGUAGCCCUUUGCAACUUCUGUGAAUUUUAUUGGGACUUUUUGCGACCGACCAACACAAACGGCACAACGUCGGGAAGUGGGGCUAAGAAUGACGCAUUGUUUGAAGUUUUUUUUUUCUUUUUCUAUCAGCAAAAAGAAAAAAAAAAGUCGUGACAGUGUGAUGUGUAGUUUUGUUCAGGCCUCUGAAUCAGUACUUUGAAGACCAGCUACUGUCUGGUAAAUUCCUUUGGGUUUUUCUCUACAGGCCGUGUCCAGCCAGAGCAGGGGUCAGCGACCUUUACAGCACUAAGCAGGUUUUGUCUUCGCUCCAGCUAGACAACGUGAAGAGCCACAAAAGAUACAAGGCGCUUCAAAACAUAAUAGCCACUUUUAUCAAUAUCUGUUGUAGGAAUUUAAUUUUUAGAUUCAAGAAAAACUUGAAAGGGAAUAAAUAGAUCUUUCUUACCAGAAUGUUUACGUUUUAUGUAUCUUUUUUUUUUUAAAGCAGGCAGUUUGCAACCUAGAGGCAAAAAAUAUUCCUAGCACUAUUAGUUAAAAAAAAAAAAAAAACAGCAUGUAUUUAUUACAUCCACUUUUUUAUAUAUCUUGCUGUGAUUUUUCAUUUUUAGCCAUAGUUACAGCCACAAUGGAUGGUCUAAGGAGGUUGCAGAUCUCUAGAGAGUGAAAUUUAUUAUUAUAUUUCUUUUUUGCAAAAUAAUUCAAACCCAGAUUUGGGUGAAUAUCAAUUUUCAUGUCUUGCCACAGAUUCUCAGUCGGGCUGGACUCUCACUGAGCCGUUCAGACAUGCUUUGAUCCAAAUCCGUGGUGGAAGAAGUAAUUAUUUCAAUUUUGUUUAUCAUCAAUAAAAGGCGAAAAUAAUUUUUGUGUGAAUAUGACUCGUUUAGAAAAUGUAAUAUUUGAAAGAAACAAUGUUAGAUUGUUGUAGAAAGGGAAAUCUGUAGCUCAUUGUAGAGUUGAAACAUGAGGUUCUCGCACUUUUGCAACAUUAAAAGAAAAGCAGAAAAGUUUCUGAUUUUUUUUUCUUUCCGUAUUUACAUUUAGAAAAUAGUCCAUGCUCAACAUCUAAAAUGAGACGCAGCUGAGCAGAUCACUCGCUGUCUUCCACUUUAGCCCUGGCUGUUUACGGUCAAGGGUGAACCUCCAGCCUUUCUCCUUUCCUGUCCUCCAUUUUGUAUCGGUCUGUCACAUCAAAAUCACAACAAAACACACAGAAGUUUUAGGAGUAUAUUACACAGAAUUCACAUGCACUCAUCUGUUGCAUCUCCUUGGAGAUUUAGUUAGAAAAACUGUAUGUCAUCUCAACAAAGCGUUUCUAACAAAGACAAAAAAAAGGGAUCAGAUAUCUUUAUUUUAACUUUUGUUUCCCUCGACCAGCCUCCUCCUCCUCCUCCCAUGAUGGCCUUCCUCAAGAGAGUGCGCUCCCCUUCCUUGUCCUUCUUCCAGACAGUCGUGUCCCUCCUGCUGAGCACCGUGGCCCUCACCUCCUCCUUCUGGUGCACGGGCCAGCAGAAGGUGCCCAAGCCUCUCUGCACGGCCACCAAGUUCAAGCGGUGCAUCCCUGUGCCGGGCGUGUCCAACACCUCCAACAUCCAGUUCUUCUGGGAGACGGGCGACGACCGCUUCGUCUUCCCAAACUUUCACACCGGCCUGUUCAUCAUCUGCGAGGAGAACAUCUACGUGGACGAAUGGGAAGAGAAAUGUCGAUGGUUUUCCAGUUUGACUCCCGAAUCAGAGGAAGCAAUAAUUUGGCUGUGUCUCACGUUGGAGUUCAUGUACAUCGGUCUGCUGCUGGUCAGCUGCCUGCUGCUGUCCGCCCAGCUGUGCAUCACAGCCUGGUUUCCCUCCACGCUGCGCUGGGGCCAGAUGCUCAACGCCUUUGCAGCUGUCUUCACGGUCCUGGGAGGUCUUCUUGGGAUGGUGGGUCACAUGAUGUUCAUGCAGGUGUUUCAGACCACGGUUUCAAUGGGACCAGAAGACUUUAAACCUCACAGCUACGGCUACUCCUGGGCAUUCUAUUUGGUGUGGCUUGCCUUCACCGUGUGCAUGGUGGCGGGCGUCUCCACCCUGAACAACUACACCAAGAAGGUCCUGAUGGUGGGGCCCAGGAGUAGCUCCAGCCUCAACCCCUGCAGCUUUAACUUCGUGGGCCUCCUGCCACCCGCUCCCUACUACACCCCCCCAAACCUGCCCGUCACCCUGUCCGCCCCUCCGCCUGCCCCCGUGAUCUCCCACCUGUCUCCCUACUACGAGCCUCCGCCGCCCGCUUCGCCGAGGCUCACCCACUCCCACUCGCUUCCCCUGACUCACUCGGACUCCUUCCCUCCUCCCCCGCCCCACCCGGCACCCGCGUCCCCGUUCCACCGCCUCUCCCUGUCCUCCCCGUCUCUCUCGCCCUCCAUCUCCGUUCACAGGAUGCUUCCGGGAUGCAGGGAGCAUCCCUUCGAUCGGGACGAGGAUUACAGCCCGCUUUGAACUCUCGCAGGCGCAUCUCAGCGAAUCAGAAUAUCGUCAAAAAGGGAAUUUAUUUCAGUGAAUUUGUUCAAAAAAGUGAAAUGCAUAUCAUCACAUAUCAACACUUUUGGUCAAAAACGACUUAUGUUUAACAAGGUUAGUAGGUUAGGUUUUGGUUGAAGACUACUGAGUUGACCAGCAGACGGUCAGUAACUCAACAACAACCUGUCUGUUCACAGAGCACUCUGUCCAAGGAUUUCGAUGGAAAAUUCAGUGGAAGAAAAAAAGUCCGAAACAGCAAACCUGAAUUAAAUCAGCUGCUGUUCUUUCAACCCUUUAGAGUCCAUGUGAAAGUAAAUUUGGUCUCUUUGUGAAGAUAUCGAUCAAAGAUGUACAUCUAUGCAGUUAAACAUAAUUUGUUUGCAAUAAGCAUACAGUUAUGAAGUUCGAAACACCAAACAAAUUUUAAUUUUUUUAAAUGUAUUAUUUUUAUGUAACUGCUUAUGAAGUGUUGAAGGUACGGACUGGAAAAUACAGUGAAACUGCAAAACGUAACGGUCUACUUCUAUUACAAAUUUGAUUUAAAAGGAAAAUAUCUCAAAAAGAACUUUUCUGGACAGGUUUUUGUCCGUUGCUGUCCCGCGGUUAUCCACAUUUAUCCAUUUUCUUUCAACAUACAGUCAUCAUCAGUGAGGACUCAAAUAACACAGCAAUCCUCCGUUAUAUACUGAUGUGUAAUUAUUGCCAUAUAAAUACAACAAAAUAGUAAGUCACCUUGCAGAAUUUGAGAUUUUAGACAAUAAUUUUCUGCGCGUUUUCUCUCUCCAAUCAACUUUUAAAGUUUAGUUCUUUGAACAAUUUUUGGAUUUUUCUCCUUUUCUUAGAAAAGAACGCAACAUUCUCAGCAUUUCGUCCUUAAAUGAGAGUCACCUGUCUAAACACAGAAUGAAUGACCUCAUCUCUGUUUUAAACUCAAACGAAUAUCUUGUUGUGAACCAUCGAUCCCGGAUGUCUGUUUCACCUUUGAGUCAAAAUCGCUGAACUACACCGUUCACUGCAACGCUGGGG